Messenger RNA from Gadus chalcogrammus (walleye pollock), 3711 nucleotides. RefSeq names its product myotubularin related protein 12 (gene mtmr12). The transcript is spliced from 16 exons. The record is from RefSeq and is a predicted model, not a curated record. NCBI's taxonomy places the organism in Eukaryota, Metazoa, Chordata, Actinopteri, Gadiformes, Gadidae. The coding region runs from base 148 to 2394 and encodes 748 amino acids.
CCAAUCGCAGCGCUGGGUCAGGGAACGGCGGCGGCCCCGGAAGUUCAGUCCGGGUGUCAGACGGUUUUCCACUUUCUCUUCGGGUUCUUCGGGUUCUUUACGAUCUUCGGGUUCCUCACGUUCUUCGGGUUCGGUGGGAGGACCAACAUGUCUGCGCUGGGCGCUGCCUGCGGGAAGGGGGCCAAAGCUUCCUUCGUUUCAUACGUCAUCCCGGAGGAAAUCAAAGCAGAGAAAGACUUUGGCAAGCAGGACAAAACGCCGACCCUCCUGCCAGGUGAGGUGGUGUUCUGCGGAGCCUCCAAGGUGCUGCGCUACAGGCAGGAUGAUGUGUCCCAGCACGGGCUGUUCGGGACGCUCGUCUGCACCAACUUCCGCCUGGCGUUCGUCAGCGACCAGGACCCAAGCGAGGAGCUGGAGAACCUCUUCAGGAACAAAAUGUACGGAGAGGACGACAUUCCUCUGGCCUGUGUGGACAACAUCUAUGGAGUGUAUGAAGACAAGAGGAAGUUGAUCACCGGAGGAAUGGUGAAAAAUAAGAUUCCCUCUAAACUCGUGAUCCACUGCAAAGACCUGCGCGUGUUUCAGUUCACCCUGACCUACUGCCUGGGAGAGGAGGCCAAGAGGAUCUUCCAGGGCAUCACCCAUCACUGCCUUGAGCCGAAGUCUCUGAGGAACCUGUUCGCCUUCUCCUUCUGUGAGCUCAACAGUUUCCCCGAGAUGAAGAGGCAGCAGAAGACGCUGAUGUUCGAGGUUCUGGACGACUGGGCCCAGGAUAUGAACCGCCUCAGGGGAGCCUGCCGAUUGGUCGAUGAGAACGCAGAGUUUGGCCUGUCACCCAGCCUGCCUCAGUUCUUCAUCGUUCCUUCAAACGUCUCGGAGGCUGACCUCAACCCCUUCCAGGGCCACGGGCUUCCAAUGUGGUGCUGGUCCCACCCCAGCGGCUGCGCUCUCUUCAAGACCUCCGCUCUGCCCGCCGCGGUCCUGCAGGAGGACCCAGUCGCACAGGCCUACAUGGAGAAGAUGCUGACCGCGGUGGCUCAUAACUACCUGUUCUCGGUGAAGACGGAGGACCUCUCGGACACCCUGCCCUCCGUCACCGAUAUCCAGCUCGCCUACAACAAGUUCAAACACUUCUUCCUCAUUGAGAACACGACAGACUUCUGGGUCUCUGACGUGAAGUGGCUGUCCUCCCUGGACGGCUGUGGCUGGUUGGACAUCGUCAGGCAGUGUCUGCAGAAGGCGAUGGAGGUGGUGGAGUGUUUGGAGAAGGAAAAUGCCAACGUCCUGAUCAUGGAGGAGGGUGGCUCGGACCUGUGCUGUGUGAUCUCCAGUCUAGCCCAGCUGAUGCUUGACCCGUUCUACCGCACGCUGACCGGCUUCCAGAGCCUGGUCCAGAAGGAGUGGGUCGCGGGGGGGCACCGCUUCAUGGAGCGCCUCAACCAGCUGCACCUCAAGGACAAGGAGGAGGUGUCCCCAGUCUUCCUCCUCUUCCUGGAGGGUGUGAUGGUGCUGCUCUCCCAGUACGGCCCCUCCUUCCAAUUCACUGAGACCUACCUGACGGUGCUGUCAGACAGCCUCCACCUCCCUGUGUUCUCCACCUUCCUGUUCAACUCCCAGCACCACCGGCACAUCUACACCCAGGCGGAGUCUCCUCACUCCCCUGGCAGCGUACGGAGGUGUCCCGUGGUGUGGGAUUGGUCGGUCCAGUUUGACUGCAAGGCUCAGGAGCUCUUCAUCAACCCUCUGUACACCGAGAAGAGCCGGACCCAGCGGGCUUCUCAGAGGUCCCAGCUGCACAAGCACCAGAGACACCUGUCGCUGCCCGGCUCGGGGUUCAAGCUGUCCCCGAAGAGGGGCUUCUUCAAGGACGAGGCGGACAGCCUGAAGAAGAUCCUGCGUGUGAAGCGUCUGAGCCGAUGGAUGCUGUCCCCGGAGCCCGGCUCCUCCUCCUCGCGGGACUUCUACCAGGCCUGGCAGUGCCGGCCGCUGGACUACCACGGCCUGCUGCUGCCCUGCGUGGACGGGCCCUGGCUGCGCCUGUGGAUGCAGCGCUACCUGCGCUGGGUGCAGGAGGUGCAGAUCUUCGGCGGCGGCCUGGUCACCGUCCUCAGCCGGGUGUACGGCCUCCUGGAGGAGGUGAACGCGCUGCGCAGAGAGCUGGACCACCGGGGCGGCGCCGGCCGGUCGGCCGCCCGGCCCCAGAGGCCCAGAGCCCCCGGGGGAGAGGCCCCGGGGCCCCAGGUCCGCCUGUCCUCCUCCUUCCCCUUCAGCGGCCUGAGGAGCAGCUCCUCCUACAAGCCCUCCAUCCCCGACAGCCUGCUACACGGCCUGGGGCCGUCCGGGGGGCUGGGGGAGGGCGGGGAGGAGCUGGACGACGCAGGCUCUGUGGUCUGAGGUCCGGCUCACCGCGGGAGAACCGGCUCACCGCGGGGGAACCGGCUCACCGCGGGGGAACCGGCUCACCGCGGGAGAACCGGCUCACCGCGGGAGAACCGGCUCACCGCGGGAGAACCGGCUCAGAGGCUGUUAUUAUCUCUGGGGCCCCGGGAGCAUCCGGGGCCUUCAUCAAACAACCCAUUAGAGAGAACCCUUUCCUUCAGGAGGAGGGUAGCAUGAAGCCUCAGGGACAGCAGCAUUGGAUGAACUGUUCCUUCUGGCUGCUUAACGCUGUCUGCGGUCCCGGGGCCCGACUGAUCUAUGCACUAGAGCCAUGAGAGCAAUACCGCCGCUGUCCACCAGGAUCCAUAGCCAGUACUGCGUGUCUGGGAUUUUAAUCCAAUUAACAAACUAAGCCAGGAUUUAAGGGUUUCUAUGGACUUCAGAAGUUUCCGGUGAUUGGUUUGUCUUUGUGUCUGUAAUCUGUCUGCUUGACUGCAGUGCCACCUGGUGGCGGGGAGAGGAGCGUGUUGAACCCCGCUCACGGGUUUGUGUGUUUGCUUGGGGAAACUUGUCUGAAUAUAUAUUAUUAUUAUAGCAGAGCUUGCACCAGUUAUAAUACAUUAGUCACCUUCAAUAUAUACACAUUCCACUUAAGUAACAAACCAUUUGAAAGUGAAUUCUGUUCCAAAGAUCUGUAUUUGUUUCACAUAAUUCUUUAUUUUACAAAAUUGUUUUUGUAUUAUUACAUUCAUACAGUGUUGAUGUUCUUUCCGUUUGAGCUGAAACGUAUUCUGUACAUAACGUCACCUUGGCUUUGAGGUCCCCCUUCUGUAAGUCCUCAUUCAAACAAGAUCAUGGAGUCAUUACAACAUGAAAUCAUGUAGUCAUUACAUCAUGGAUUCAUUACAUCAUGAAAUCAUGGAGUCAUAACAUGAACUCAUGGAGUCAUUACACCAUGAAAUCAUUACAACAUGAAUAAUUUGAACACGAGAUCAGAACGAGGUGAGAGUGAUCUUCUGAGCUGUGAACUCCUGUGACAGAGAGCCAAUGCCUUUUACUACUGAGCUCCUUCUGAUACGAUGACCGCUGGACUCCCUUAGUGACAUCCCGAGACCUCCGACAUGGGGAUGUCUCGGACUGGAAGCUGCCUUAGCAGAAGCUCAAUGUCCUUUUAUAAGCUUUGUUUCCACUACUGAUGUUUAAGCUUCAGUGAUCUUUAACCUGCCUUAGCACUGACACGCCUUUAAAAAACAAAGACUGAAGAUCAGGAUCUCAGAUCUGCUUCCAUAUUAAAUAAAGUUCUUUAUCCCAGCCCUCCUCUGGUCAAUGAAA